UAAGAUAUUUAUAACAUAAACGUUCAAGCGAGAAAAUUCGCAUAGUUCUAAUCAAAUUGGUCUUUUUUGUUAUCAAAAGUUUGUGAUAUGAGAAAUAUUUUACAUUGUUGCUACGUUUUUCAAACUUUCGGUAUAAAAUUAUAAGUUGACUAAGGUUAUAAUCAAUACAACCAAAAGAACGUUCCUAUUUCACUAAUGUGACAUAUUGAAAAAUCUACGGGAAUUGUAAGUGGAACGCACAUCUUGUUGGAUCACAAUAUGGCGACUUGGUGACAGCGCACAGUUGGGGUACAAUAUGAUAUUGCUUCUCUUAAAUUUAUUUUUGACACAACUGAAUGGAUUUCUACAAUUUUGGAAUUGUAAAAAUCUAUGUUUCUGCCCUAUCGUUGUAUUACAGAUACGUUUCCAUAAAAGUCCACUUCGACUACCAAUAAUUCAUGGGUUUUACAGUGACAUCAUCGAUGACGUCGAGCGAUCGCUGACGAACACUAGGAGUUUUAAAUUGAAUUAUACAAAAGUUAUCACAAUUGGUAUGUGCGUUAAAUAGAACGUACUGAUUGUCAAGUUGACAUUUCAUUGAAAUAAUAAGAAGUACAAAGGAAUUUUCAAUAUUAUAUAAAAUAUCCAAACUUAUUUUCAACUUGCUUUCGUUAUACGUUCAACAUUUAAAUUCGCGCGAGUUUCCAUGAUUGGCUAAUAUUUCAAUAUGGCGGUGUGUUGAAAGUUUUUCUCAUUGGUCGUGCGCGUUAACCACACAAUCUUUUACACCAUACAAAUAAUACUUUGUAACCAUAAAUUCAUUUUAGAAAUUUUGAUUUUGUUAAGUUACCGCAACUGAUUAGUUCGCCUCUUUGACUCAUACAGAGUACAAAUUUACUAGUACAAAUAUGCUAUACUAUAGAGUUUUGAAAUGUUCUCAUUCGGUUAAGAUGAUUAAAAUUUGUUUUAUCAUUCAGGUAUUUAUCAAAAUAGCAAGUGGGACUUUAUUAUUUACAUGUAUCUGUGAAUACUUAUAUACAGGAGUCCCCACAACUUCUACGCCUACGAAAGUAGUCAAUCUUUUAGCUAGAAGUCCCCCUUUUCACGUUUUAUUAGAUCACACAAUAGCUGUUGUCUGGUUGCUAUUCGCUGCAGGAGAAUACGAUUGCCCCUUAGGUAUAAAUCAAUUGCAAUGGGCGUUAGCAUUUCUAAAAACCAUUCAAUGUCGAACUGGAGACUAUUCCAAAGACAUAGAAUUGUGUAUAAACGCUUUGGAAAACAUCCUCGUCACGCAAUAUUCAGAUUUGAUCACUGAAAUUGGACCUGCUACUCGUUUAGACGAAACUAUACAUUAUGGGGGAGGCGCAUUAGGUUCAAGUACAAUGGUAACACAAGAAAUACCAUUUUCAUUAAAUUACUCCCAGUUGAUAACGAAGAGUCCUCCAAAUGUAUACGUAUCUGGAUCCACUCAACCCAUGUCCAUGACUUCUAUAGAAUGCGAAGAAGCCUUAGAGAAUCUCAAGAAAGCUGCAGGAGUAGAUUCCAUUGAAAAUCUUGAUUCCGUUUCAAGAGAAAAGGCUAUAAACGUAUUACGCAUGUGGAAAUCGGAUCAAGUUGAAAAGAUUCGCGGGGAAUUGAGAAGACUUCGUUCAAUAGAAGACAAAAUGAAAGAUAUAGAUUCAAACUUUCCGGGGUACAUGGAAGAGAAACCUGAAAUGUUGAUUGGUAGAGACUAGGCGAUUAUUUCAUUUUGUUAUCUACAAAA
This is a messenger RNA of Diorhabda sublineata, 1744 nucleotides long. RefSeq lists its product as uncharacterized. NCBI's taxonomy places the organism in Eukaryota, Metazoa, Arthropoda, Insecta, Coleoptera, Chrysomelidae. The coding region runs from base 888 to 1715 and encodes 275 amino acids. The transcript is spliced from 5 exons. The record is from RefSeq and is a predicted model, not a curated record.